Osmia bicornis bicornis is the source of this 888-nucleotide messenger RNA. Its product is annotated as coiled-coil domain-containing protein 103-like. NCBI's taxonomy places the organism in Eukaryota, Metazoa, Arthropoda, Insecta, Hymenoptera, Megachilidae. The transcript is spliced from 3 exons. The record is from RefSeq and is a predicted model, not a curated record. Gene Ontology annotation, biological process: epithelial cilium movement involved in extracellular fluid movement; inner dynein arm assembly; determination of left/right symmetry. The coding region runs from base 47 to 769 and encodes 240 amino acids. Gene Ontology annotation, cellular component: outer dynein arm.
AAACAUUCUGUAAAAUCAAACAGAUUACAUAUUAACAGUUUCAAAAAUGAGUAAACUAAAAUGUGUGAUAAAUUAUAAAAGUUUAGAAUUAGAGCUUCAGGAAGCUCUUAGAGCAGAUGAAUUAUAUAAAUUACAAAAUGAUACCAAGAUUAGAGCAGUUGAGCAAAAUGUACCUACAUAUGAAGCUUUUAGACAAAUGGUACUAGCAGCUCAUCUGAAACCUUUACAACACAGUGAUAUUCAACCUAAAAUGAAAGGAUCUUGGAAUCCUGUUGUUAAUAAUGAUAAUUCCAAUACGACAAUGCUAUUUGAUAAGUUAGACAAAAAGCAUGUAAAAGAUUGUUUAAAAUCAUUAAAUAACAAUAAUGAUAACUAUAAAGAAAUACCCACUACACAGGAACAAUUUGUACAAGUUUGGAAAACUAUUACAACGUACAAAAAUAAAUUUAAUUAUCUCCAAAGUAUAAGACAUAUCUUGCGCGACAAAAUAUUUCGUACUGAAAUCCCUUCGACAUUACUUGUAGAAAUAAUAAAUGUAUGCCUUCAGAAUUUUUCGGAUGGGAAUAACGUUAUAACCACUGCUGAUAUUUUGAAUACUUUAAGUGAAUGCAAUAGGUUUUCUUUGGCAGUAAGCUUUAUGGGAAAAGAUGAAAGAGAAAUGUGUUCACGGCUUUUUAAUAAAAUUCUUAUUAACGUGGACUAUAAAGAUGCAGUUCUAAGAGAUGCGAUUAAAACACUAGGGUUAAUUUAUGAAGUCACAUUUGAAUAAUGCUAUGUAAUGACUAAUGAAUUCAUAAAAAUAAAAAUAAGUUAUAUGACAUAAGAAGAAAAACAAUCGUAGGUGAAUUUCUAAUUUAUCACAAAUAUGAUACUUGAAAAAAAUAAUAU